ACCUUUAAGGGCACAUCCACUCCUCUGGUUUAGUCUUUCCAGCAGAUGUUGAACCUGCUGCAGGGAUUCGCUCCCAUUCAGACACCAGAGCAUCAGUGAGGUCCAGCACUGAUGUCGGUGAUCAGGUCUGGAUCACAGUCGGCGUUCCAGUUCAUCCCAAAGGUACGGUGGCCCUGAAGUGCAAAACAACAUUACAAAGUGUGAAACACUUUUACAAAGCUCGAGACAAAUUUACAUUUUGGAAAACAAAUUAACAAGAUGCAAAACACUUUUACCAGUCCCGAAACAAAUUUACAAUGACAGAUUCUUCACGGAGAGGGAAUGUACCAUACACCGGAAGUGGCGCGGUAAAUUCGUGUUGUGGUUGUGGAGUUAAUGGCGUAAAUAGAGUUUAUGGUGACCGAACAUGGACUGCGGCUGAGGGAUGUUUUGCCCGUUUUGUGGCAAACACAUGAGCAGCUUAACGCGGUUUUGCUUUACGUGUGGUCGGUGUUUGGAGUUUCUAAAGGACGGAAACACCGGGGACGUCUCGACAGCCGGACAGUGCUAAGCAAACAGAACAACCAUGCCCACCAUACAAACAGUUCAUGGAGUACAGAAGCUCGAAGUCAAAAGAACGGCAGUCUUUUAACUUUGGGCCAAAAGGAAGAUUUAAGCCUAAAGAAAGAAAACACGUCCAGAUAAAUGUAGGACUGAUGGUGCCACAUGAAACUGAUGGAGCCGAUUUAAAACCUCUACGAGGGAAAACACUCCCGUUAUUUGCAGACCUGGAGGUAGCAGCACCUGAUCUACUGAAACAAGCUGUACACAAAAUGAGAACAUUUAACAAGGACAUGCACGAAGGACCUCACGUCCUUUUGUGUCCAGACUGCUCAGAGGUGGUCCAUGUGCCUGGCUCAGAAAGGCCAUUCAAAUUGGCAGAAUAUAAAAAGGAAACAGGAAAGGCAAAUUCCAGGAUCCCUUUUUUCAUUUGCCCAGAAAAACACUAUAAAAGAGUGGAUGAUACCUCACACUCUGAUUCUGAUUCUGAAACUGUCAUCACAACAAGGAGCACAGCUGAAUUCAAUCGAGCUGACACUUUGGUUUUUGAACCACAAAAUCGAAGUACUCCCAAACUCAAACUGGAAGAUGAAAGAGAUGCACCAGGACAUUCAUCAACAAUUCGGCCAGGACAGAUAGUAAUAUCUGAUGCUGAGGAUCUGGAUCCACCUGAAAAAAAUCCAGAAAAAACUUCUUGCUACAGUAAAUACACAGACCUGUAUUCACCAAAUGUUGAGCAAGAGGAUGAAGAGCCGGUUGCUGUCAAUGUGAAGAAUUUCCAACACACAGCAAUGGAGGAGACGGGACAUUACAUUACCUGACAUCAUAGCAAACCUGUCGCUUCCUAUUGAUCAUAAGAGAGUCCGCUGGUUCAGCAUCUCAGGGGCUCAUGUUUGGGAUGGGGCAGUCAGAGGUUUCAAGCGUGCAACAUAUUCUGAAACCUGUGAAAUGCUGGUCAGAUUUACUGAUGAUACUGGUGUUCUGGAAGAGGGAACUGACACUGGUGGUCCAAGACCAGAGGUUUUAACUCUACUAAUGAAACACCUAAAAGACCAGAAGGGCAUCGAUUCUUGGUCUACAGUGCAAAUGGUAUGCAUACAUCUAGUUAACAACAGAUGGUGUAACCCUGGUCACGUUACCAUCAAGCAGAGUAUCUGUAGCCCGGACACUGAACUGUUAGCUGUGGGACUCCGGCCAUAUUAUCUGCCACGUAAAUUCCCACAUGC
Molecule: messenger RNA, 1766 nt
Organism: Siniperca chuatsi (mandarin fish)
Lineage: Eukaryota; Metazoa; Chordata; Actinopteri; Centrarchiformes; Sinipercidae
Exons: 9
Coding region: 588-1361 (257 amino acids)
Source: RefSeq, a predicted model, not a curated record